AACAUUUCUUCAAAUUCAAAAUCGAGCUUUGGUUCCAUGGAAAAAGAAUAACUGGACAAAUUUAUGGCGGAGGAAUCUACCAUCGCCGAAAUCCAAGCAGCUUUCGCCACCGGCGAUUUGACGGCGGCGCAGCUAGUGGACUUCUACCUCCGCCGUAUCGCGGAUCUAAAUCCGGCACUCCGCGGCGUCGUAGAGGUGAACCCCGCCGCCCGACGGCUGGCCGACGAGUCCGACCGGGAGCGGGCGAUCCGGCCGGCGGCGCUGGGCCGGCUGCACGGCAUUCCGGUGCUCCUGAAGGACACCAUCGGGACCGCCGACGAGCUGAGCACCACCGCCGGAUCGUACGCCCUCGUCGGAUCGAAGGUGCGGCGCGACGCCGGAGUUGUGGAGCGGCUGAGGAACGCCGGCGCUAUUAUUCUGGGAAAAUGUAGUAUGAGUGAGUGGUACAAGUUCCGAUCCCUCGCCGGAGUUCCCGACGGGUGGUGCGCACGCGCCGGACAAGGAGUGAAUCCGUACUCGCCGUCGGGUACACCCGGCGGGUCGAGCAGCGGGCCCGCCAUCUCGGUGGCGGCAAACAUGGCGGCAGUUGCGCUCGGCACCGAGACGCAUAGCUCCAUCAUCACUCCGGCAGACCACAACUCCGUAGUCGGCAUCAAACCAACCGUUGGCCUCACUAGCCGAGCAGGCGUCAUUCCGAUGACGCCGCGCUGGGACACCGUCGGACCGAUAUGCAGGACAGUGGCGGAUGCCGUUUGCGUGCUGGAUGUGAUCGCCGGCCCCGACCCGAGAGAUGAAGCCACUAUUGAUGCCGGAAAUUUUAUUCCGGCCGGCGGAUACUUGCAAUUUCUUAACGAGAAUGGCCUCGAAGGGAAGAGGUUAGGCGUUGUCCGGCAUCCGUUUGUAGAGAAAAUACACGACGCCAACGAACUUACUGCGUUCGAGCGCCAUAUCAAUACAUUUAGGGAAAAAGGAGGACAAGUGAUCGACAACUUGGAGAUAGCUCAAGUUGGAUCAAUCCUCGAUCCACAUCAUAGCGGUGAGGUUUCGAUCAUGAUGGCUGACUUCAAGACAUCCUUAAAUGCGAUUGCCUUCAAUGAGAGCAAUCCCGACUUGGAGAAGCUCGGGGAUUAUGACCAGGCAACGUUCAUAGCAGCCGAGCAAACGGACGGCAUAGGAGAGCACGAGAAGGCUGUCCUAACAAGAUUGGAAAACUAUUCGCGCAACGGGUUUGAGAAGUUAAUGAAGGAACAUGAACUCGACGCAAUGGUGACGCCGGGAUCGAGGGCGUGCCCCGUCUUCGCUAUUGGUGGGCACCCGGCGGUGACCGUUCCCGCUGGGUAUGCGACCGAUGGAGGAAUGCCGUUUGGGAUUUGCUUUGGAGGAUUGAAGGGUAGUGAGGGGAAGCUCAUUGAAAUUGCAUAUGCCUUUGAGAUGGCAACAAAGGUUCGAGUGAGACCAUCGCUUUGAUUAGCAUGUUUUCACAUUAUUUGUCAAAAAAAUAUUAAUUACA
Molecule: messenger RNA, 1510 nt
Organism: Andrographis paniculata
Lineage: Eukaryota; Viridiplantae; Streptophyta; Magnoliopsida; Lamiales; Acanthaceae
Product: probable amidase At4g34880
Exons: 5
Coding region: 64-1467 (467 amino acids)
Source: RefSeq, a predicted model, not a curated record